CAGCGCCGGCGCUGCUGUGCUAUCCACGGCAGAGCGAGGCAGGCAGCCAGCCCGAGCUUGCGGACCGACCCCCGGAGGCUGAGCGCCGCUACCACCAAGGGUGACUUCUCUUGCCUGUCGCCGGGAUAGUGGAGAGGGCUGACAGGCCGACUCUUCCUGAGCCUGUCCGAGUGACAGAGGAACGGGCUGAGCCGCGAGCAGCCGGGGUAGGAAGCGGCGGUCAGAGGGGCAGGCGGGCGGCCAGAGGACGCAGACCCAGACCCGAGGCGGAGGCGGACUGUGAGCCGGCCAUGUCGGUGGUGGGGCUGGACGUGGGCUCGCAGAGCUGCUACAUCGCGGUGGCCCGGGCCGGGGGCAUCGAGACCAUAGCCAACGAGUUCAGUGAUCGGUGCACCCCAUCAGUUAUAUCAUUUGGAUCAAAAAAUAGAACAAUUGGAGUUGCAGCCAAAAAUCAGCAUAUAACUCAUGCAAACAAUACGGUGUCUAACUUCAAGAGAUUUCAUGGCCGAGCAUUCAGUGACCCCUUCAUUCAAAAAGAGAAGGAAAACUUAAGUUAUGAUUUGGUUUCAUUGAAGAAUGGUGGAGUUGGAAUAAAGGUAACGUACAUGGAUGAGGAACACCUGUUCAGUGUGGAGCAGAUAACAGCCAUGUUGUUGACUAAGCUGAAGGAAACUGCUGAAAACAACCUCAAGAAACCAGUAACAGAUUGUGUUAUUUCAGUUCCCUCCUUCUUUACAGAUGCUGAGAGGCGGUCUGUAUUAGAUGCUGCACAGAUUGUUGGCUUAAACUGUUUAAGACUUAUGAAUGAUAUGACAGCUGUUGCUUUGAACUACGGAAUUUACAAGCAAGAUCUCCCAAGCCUGGAUGACAACCCUCGGAUAGUAGUUUUUGUUGAUAUGGGACACUCAGCUUUUCAAGUGUCUGCCUGUGCUUUUAACAAGGGAAAAUUAAAGGUGCUGGGAACAGCUUUUGAUCCUUUCUUAGGAGGAAAAAACUUUGAUGAAAAAUUAGUGGAAUAUUUUUGUGCAGAGUUUAAAACUAAGUACAAGUUGGAUGCAAAAUCCAAAAUACGAGCACUCCUUCGUCUGUAUCAGGAAUGUGAAAAACUGAAAAAGCUAAUGAGCUCUAACAGUACGGACCUACCACUGAAUAUUGAAUGCUUCAUGAAUGACAAAGAUGUUUCAGGAAAGAUGAACAGGUCACAGUUUGAAGAACUUUGUGCUGAACUUCUGCAAAAGAUAGAAGUACCCCUUCAUUCAUUAAUGGAACAAAUUCAGCUCAGAGUAGAAGAUGUGAGUGCUGUUGAGAUAGUGGGAGGCGCUACUCGAAUUCCAGCUGUGAAAGAAAGAAUUGCCAAGUUCUUUGGAAAAGAUACCAGCACAACACUCAAUGCAGAUGAAGCGGUAGCCCGAGGCUGUGCUCUGCAGUGUGCAAUCCUUUCUCCGGCAUUUAAAGUGAGAGAAUUUUCUGUCACGGAUGCAGUUCCUUUUUCAAUCUCUCUGAUUUGGAACCAUGAUUCAGAAGAUACUGAAGGAGUUCAUGAAGUAUUUAGUCGGAACCAUCCUGCUCCUUUCUCCAAAGUUCUCACUUUCUUGAGAAGGGGGCCUUUUGAGUUAGAAGCUUUCUAUUCUGAUCCUCAAGGCGUUCCAUACCCAGAAGCUAAAAUAGGCCGUUUUGUAGUUCAGAAUGUUUCUGCACAGAAAGAUGGAGAAAAAUCCAGGGUGAAAGUCAAGGUGCGAGUCAACACCCAUGGCAUCUUCACCAUCUCCACAGCAUCCAUGGUGGAGAAGGUGCCCGCUGAGGAGAAUGAAGGGCCUUCUGUGGAAGCAGACAUGGAGUGUCUGAAUCAGAGGCCACCAGAAAACUCAGACACUGAUAAAAAUGUCCAGCAAGACAACAGUGAAGCUGGAACACAGCCCCAGGUACAAACUGAUGGUCAACAAACCUCACAGUCACCCCCUUCACCUGAACUUACCUCAGAAGAAAACAAAAUCCCAGAUGCUGACAAAGCAAAUGAAAAAAAAGUUGACCAGCCUCCAGAAGCUAAAAAACCCAAAAUAAAGGUGGUGAAUGUUGAGCUACCUAUUGAAGCCAACUUGGUCUGGCAGUUAGGGAAAGACCUGCUUAACAUGUAUAUUGAGACAGAGGGUAAGAUGAUAAUGCAAGAUAAAUUGGAAAAAGAAAGGAAUGAUGCUAAAAAUGCAGUGGAGGAAUAUGUGUAUGAGUUCAGAGACAAGCUUUGUGGACCAUAUGAGAAGUUCAUGUGUGAACAGGAUCAUCAGAAUUUUCUGAGACUCCUCACAGAGACUGAAGACUGGCUCUAUGAAGAAGGAGAAGACCAAGCUAAACAAGCGUAUGUGGACAAGUUGGAGCAGUUAAUGAAAAUUGGCACCCCAGUUAAAGUUCGAUUUCAAGAAGCUGAAGAACGGCCAAAAAUGUUUGAAGAACUAGGACAGAGGCUGCAGCACUAUGCCAAGAUAGCAGCUGACUUCAGAAAUAAGGAUGAGAAAUACAACCAUAUUGAUGAGUCUGAAAUGAAAAAAGUUGAGAAAUCUGUGAAUGAAGUGAUGGAGUGGAUGAAUAAUGUCAUGAAUGCUCAGGCUAAAAAGAGUCUCCAUCAGGAUCCAGUUGUGCGUGCUCAGGAAAUUAAAGCAAAAAUCAAGGAAUUGAACAACACUUGUGAACCUGUUGUAACACAGCCCAAACCAAAAAUCGAGUCGCCCAAACUGGAAAGAACUCCAAAUGGCCCAGAUAUUGAUGGAAAGGAAGAAGAUUUAGAAGGCAAAAAUAAUUUUGGUGCCGAACCUCCACAUCAGAAUGGUGAAUGCUACCCUAAUGAGAAGAAUUCUGUUAAUAUGGAGUUGGACUAAAUAACAUUAAAUUGGCUUCUAUGCCUUCAAAUUAAUAAAAUAUUUUUGCCAUAGUAUGUGAUUCUAACAUAACAUACUAAGACUAUUUAUAUUUUCUUUUUUUAAGGAUGUUUAGAAAUUUGUGUAUUAUAUGGAAAAAGAAAAAAAAUGCUUAAGUCUGUAGUCUUUAUGAUCCUAAAAGGGAAAAUUGCCUUGGUAACUUUCAGAUUCCUGUGGAAUUGUGAAUUCAUACUAAGCAUUUGUAUCACUGAGGAUGAAAUUGACUUUUGUCUUGGAGGGAAAAAAAUCUGUACUGCUUGUUGUAAGAGGGCUGUGAUUAAAAUCUUAACGCAUUUGUUCCUGCCAAGGUAGUUUUCUUGCAUUGCUCUCCAUUGCAGCAUGUGUGUGGGUGUGGAUGUUUAUAAACAAGACUUAAGUCUGAUUUCAUAAGGGCUUUCUACAAUCAGUUCUGUCCAAUAGAAUAAUAUGACCUUUUGCUUUCAUAUUAAAAAUUUGAUGAGUAAAACAAAAGCUAGUGAAAUGUGUUAGCAGCAUGCUGAACAAAAACUUUAAAGUUCUCUCUCACUAUACAGUACAUUGUCAAUGUGUAUGUGUGAAACGAAGGAAAUGUUAAUCCUGUUGUAACUGAUGGUGAAAACUUCUAUGAGCUUUAAAAUAAAGUUCAUCCUAUGGUGUCAUUU
Molecule: messenger RNA, 3550 nt
Organism: Nycticebus coucang (slow loris)
Lineage: Eukaryota; Metazoa; Chordata; Mammalia; Primates; Lorisidae
Gene: HSPH1
Product: heat shock protein family H (Hsp110) member 1
Exons: 18
Coding region: 291-2870 (859 amino acids)
Biological process (GO): protein folding
Cellular component (GO): nucleus; cytosol
Molecular function (GO): ATP-dependent protein folding chaperone; ATP binding
Source: RefSeq, a predicted model, not a curated record